Molecule: messenger RNA, 2031 nt
Organism: Octodon degus (degu)
Lineage: Eukaryota; Metazoa; Chordata; Mammalia; Rodentia; Octodontidae
Product: FACT complex subunit SSRP1
Exons: 6
Coding region: 1-2031 (676 amino acids)
Cellular component (GO): nucleus; FACT complex
Molecular function (GO): histone binding; nucleosome binding; DNA binding
Source: RefSeq, a predicted model, not a curated record
AUGGGCACAGUGCCAACUGCCAGCGAGUCAGGGAACAGAAGACUGUUUGUGCUGGGAAGCUCCGUCCCUGAUGGAAGGUUCUCUUGUGGUGGUCAGUUUGCACUAGGUUUUGCAAACCGCUGUUCUGAAGGAAUCCAUCUCGGCACUGACCUAGGAGAGCUGCAAGCAAAGCCUGUGAAAGUGAUUGAUACCUACGUAGAAUCUCCAUCCCUGAUGAGCAUCACCAGGGAGCUGCUCUCCUUUGACAUUGGGGACCAGCCUGUCUUCGAGAUUCCUCUCAGCAACGUGUCACAGUGCACCACGGGCAAGAACGAGGUGACGCUAGAGUUCCACCAGAAUGAUGACGCGGAGGUCUCCCUCAUGGAGGUGCGCUUCUAUGUCCCGCCCACCCAGGAGGAUGGCGUGGACCCUGUCGAGGCCUUUGCCCAGAACGUGCUGUCAAAGGCAGACGUCAUCCAGGCCACUGGAGACGCCAUCUGCAUCUUCCGGGAGCUGCAGUGCCUGACGCCACGUGGUCGGUAUGACAUCCGCAUCUACCCCACCUUCCUGCACUUGCACGGCAAGACCUUCGACUACAAGAUCCCCUACACCACGGUGCUGCGCCUCUUCCUGCUGCCCCACAAGGACCAGCGCCAGAUGUUCUUCGUGAUCAGUCUGGACCCCCCAAUCAAGCAGGGCCAGACGCGGUACCACUUCCUCAUCCUACUCUUCUCCAAGGACGAGGACAUCUCCUUGACCCUCAACAUGAGCGAGGAAGAGGUGGAGAAGCGCUUCGAGGGGCUGCUCACCAAGAACAUGUCCGGGUCGCUCUAUGAGAUGGUCAGCCGGGUCAUGAAAGCGCUUGUGAACCGCAAGAUCACGGUGCCUGGCAAUUUCCAAGGGCACUCGGGGGCCCAAUGCAUCACCUGCUCCUACAAGGCCAGCUCGGGGCUGCUGUACCCGCUGGAGCGGAGCUUCAUCUAUGUCCACAAGCCGCCUGUGCACAUCCGCUUCGACGAGAUCUCCUUUGUCAACUUCGCCCGAGGCACCACCACCACCCGCUCCUUUGACUUUGAGAUUGAGACCAAGCAGGGCACGCAGUAUACCUUCAGCAGCAUUGAGAGGGAGGAGUAUGGAAAACUCUUCGAUUUUGUCAACGCGAAGAAGCUGAACAUCAAAAACCGAGGACUGAAAGAGGGCAUGAACCCGAGCUACGAUGAGUACGCCGACUCUGAUGAAGACCAGCACGAUGCCUACCUGGAGCGCAUGAAGGAAGAGGGCAAAAUCCGGGAAGAGAACGCCAACGACAGCAGCGAUGAGUCUGGCGAGGAGACGGAUGAGUCGUUCAACCCCGGGGAGGAGGAGGAAGACGUGGCUGAGGAGUUUGACAGCAACGCCUCGGCCAGCUCGUCCAGCAAUGAGGGUGACAGCGACCGGGAAGAGAAGAAAAGGAAACAGCUCAAAAGGGCCAAGACGGCCAAGGAUCGCAAGAGCCGCAAGAAGACUGCGGAGGCAAAGAAGGGCAAAGACCCCAACGCCCCCAAGAGGCCAAUGUCUGCAUACAUGCUGUGGCUCAACGCCAGCCGGGAGAUCAAGUCAGACCACCCCGGCAUCAGCAUCACGGACCUCUCCAAGAAGGCUGGCGAGAUCUGGAAGGGGAUGUCCAAGGAGAAGAAGGAGGAGUGGGACCGCAAGGCUGAGGACGCCAGGAGGGAGUACGAGAAAGCCAUGAAAGAGUAUGAAGGAGGCCGCGGCGAGUCUUCCAAGAGGGACAAGUCGAAGAAGAAGAAGAAAGUGAAAGCGAAGAUGGAGAAGAAAUCCACGCCCUCUCGGGGCUCCGCGUCCAAGUCGUCGUCCAGGCAGCUGAGUGAGAGCUUCAAGAGCAAGGAGUUCGUGUCCAGUGACGAGAGUUCUUCGGGAGAGAACAAGAGCAAGAAGAAGCGGCGGAGGAAUUUGCAUAAGCACAAGGCCCUGAUGAUUCCUACACAGAGGAAUAGCUGGUCAUCUGAUAGUCUGUACCCUCGUAAUUGGCACCACAAACUUGCAGUUUAA